Ooceraea biroi (clonal raider ant) is the source of this 2374-nucleotide messenger RNA. Its product is annotated as protein-L-isoaspartate O-methyltransferase domain-containing protein 1. Gene Ontology annotation, molecular function: protein-L-isoaspartate (D-aspartate) O-methyltransferase activity. Gene Ontology annotation, biological process: protein modification process. NCBI's taxonomy places the organism in Eukaryota, Metazoa, Arthropoda, Insecta, Hymenoptera, Formicidae. Gene Ontology annotation, cellular component: cytoplasm. The record is from RefSeq and is a predicted model, not a curated record.
UUGUUAAUACGUGUCGAGACGUGUGAUUUUCAUGUUAUUCGCGAUUUACGCCUUAUACUUUGACCCGGCAAGUUAUUUUUAAAGUCGACUGUUAAAGCUGCACUGCCCGGAUAGCUCCAUAUUGUUUUUUAAUGCCUGAAAGAUACAUCGCGAGUAACUAAUGCAAUAGCGAGUCAGUGUUGCAUGAAUUCAUUAGGAAACGUUCGGGGUAACAAUCUAAUAUAAUCCGGCGCUUGUGGUGCGCUAGAGUUGUCGGUUGAAACAAAGCCAACUUUAUUUCGGAAUCGAUGCUUUCUUAUAUCUAACACUUUUACAAAUAUGGGAGGAGCUGUAAGCAGCGGACAGAACAAUGACGAACUAGUGAACAACUUAAUGGAAUCUGGAUACAUCAGAACGAAGAAAGUGGAACAGGUCUUCAGAGCUGUGGACAGAGCCGAUUACGUUCUGUCUUCUUAUCGAGAAGGCGCUUACAAGGAUCUAGCUUGGAAGCAUGGGAACAUACAUCUAUCGGCUCCUUGUAUAUAUAGUGAAGUGUUGGAAGGACUCAGUUUAGAACCCGGUUUAAGUUUUCUCAAUCUUGGUUCGGGCACUGGCUACCUUAGCACAAUGGCAGGAUUGUUGUUGCAACAACACGGCACGAAUCACGGUAUCGAGCUACACGAAGAUUGUCUAAAGUAUGCCUACGAACGGUUAGAGGAGUUCAAGCAGAAGUCGUUGGCUUUAAAUGAAUUCGACUUUUGCGAACCGUUAUUUAUACAAGGAAAUUGUCUCAGCAUCAUACCUGGCAGACAGUACGACAGGGUCUACUGUGGCGCGGCGUGUCCCGAAAGUCACGAGGCAUUCAUUAAACAACUCGUACGCGUCGGAGGUAUAUUGGUAAUGCCCUACAAGGACCAACUGCUACGCGUGCAAAGAGUGGACGAGGAUACUUGGUUGCAGUACACGAUGCUCCCCGUGUCAUUCGCGACCCUAGUCGUACCUCCGCCCUCGGAACACAAUCUGCUUCACUUACCGGAGUGCAAUCCUUUGUCCCUGCAAGAGUUGUGUCGCGGUCGGAUUCGACAUCGUCUACGUCAAAACAUCUGGUGCGAGCACGCCGAUCUCGAGAGCAAGAAGCCCAUACUACCGCCGCAUCAGAGGCAGAGUACGCAGCAGCGUACUCUCCGACGUUUCGUCAUACCCAUCUUCGAAGAAUCCGAUGAGGCCUUAACCGACGACGAGCAGGAGAUCUCCGGACGGGCGCGUUUCCUGCUAAACGUCGACGCUCAUCCCGGCGAGGCCAUCACGACGACUCUGCAACUAGUGCGGGCUGUCAUCCAGCCAAAUCAGAACGACAGCCAAUCGCCGGAGAACCAGCUCGUCGAGCGGGUCUCGAACGAGCUCGCCGACAUCAACGAGGACAUUCGAGACGCCACCGUGAACGUGAGCUACCUCGAGAGACCCCAGCAGAGAUGGGAGCCGUCCGUGAGGAAUCCCGCUUCCGGUACGAGCGCGGACGACAGUACGAGUGCGGGCCACAGUUCUACCACGAGCGCUGACAACGCGAACAACGACAACAACAAUAGGGAGCGGAGCAAGAGGGACGCGGAGAAGUUGGUCACCGCGUAUUCCAACAUGAGCGAGAGCGAGAGCGACGCCGAGCAGGAGAGCGCUUUCGUGCAACGCAAGAAAAUACCGAAGAGCGAGAAAACGGAAAACAGCAGCACGAUGAGGGACGUGAGCUUCAACAACGAAGAGGGUAGCUCCAGCUCCAACACCACUCACUCGGAGAUCACCGACACAACGGACGCGAGUGAUACGACGAUGGACGUGGAUUCACCGGAAAUCGGGAAUUAUAAACCGCCGUACAGAAAUACGUACGGUGCGCGCGCCACGUCGAAGAACUCUACCUCCCGGGAGGACGUAACUAUUGCGCAUUACAUAGAUAGUAACGCGUUUGCUACUUACAUGAAAGAAAAAAUACAACAGUUACCUUUGCCUUUCUCAGUAAAGUUGUACAUGAAUUAUAAUCGUAAAUUAUAAGUGCAAUUGAUGUUAUUCUUAUUUAAAAAACAAAUACACUUUUUAUUACGUAAAGGUCGCAGCUGUCUUUUCUCUUGCGCAUAUGCACUUUUAAAGAGUUACAUAAUUCGCGCGAGCUCUGUAUUUCGAAUAACGUUGUCAAGACCAACUCGUAUCUCGAGUUAUCUCAUGUGCCUUACGCGUCACCUAGUCCCCGCUAACGUACCUUACGGUGCUGCCUACAGAUAACGAUGAAUCAUUGACAUACGACCUUUCGUCACUGUCGAAGUUGCGCUAUCGUUCCUACAUCCCGCAAACUCUCCUUUUGAUAUCAUUACUCGCCUUUGUACAAUAAGUGGAAAUAACUUAUGCA